Molecule: messenger RNA, 987 nt
Organism: Phytophthora sojae
Lineage: Eukaryota; Oomycota; Peronosporomycetes; Peronosporales; Peronosporaceae
Exons: 3
Coding region: 1-987 (328 amino acids)
Biological process (GO): post-translational protein targeting to endoplasmic reticulum membrane
Cellular component (GO): GET complex
Molecular function (GO): ATP hydrolysis activity; ATP binding
Source: RefSeq, a predicted model, not a curated record
AUGGCCGACGAAGUGGCGGACGUACCCGAGGCGAGCCUGCGCAACCUGGUGGCGCAGAAGUCGCUGCAGUGGAUCUUCGUGGGCGGCAAGGGCGGCGUGGGCAAGACCACCACGUCCUGCUGCCUGGCCAUCCAGCUGGCGGCGCAGCGCGAGAAGGUCCUCAUCGUGUCCACGGACCCCGCGCACAACCUCAGUGACGCGUUCGGCCAGAAGUUCACGCGCGAGCCGACGCCCGUCAACGGCUUCACCAACCUCGCGGUCAUGGAGAUUGACCCCAAUGUCGACCUGGAGGAGAUGAAUGCCGAUGGCGUGCAGGACAACUCGGGCAUGGCCUCGUUCAUGAAGGACCUGACCAACUCAAUCCCCGGCAUCGACGAGGCCAUGAGCUUCGCGGAGCUCAUGAAGCAGGUGCAGAACAUGGACUACUCGGUCAUCGUGUUCGACACGGCCCCCACGGGCCACACGCUGCGCCUGCUGAGCUUCCCCACGGCGCUGGACAAGGCCUUCGACAAGAUCCUGUCGCUCAAGAACCAGUUUUCGGGCAUGUUCUCGCAGGUGUCGGCGCUGCUGGGCGGCGCGCUGCCCUCGCAGGAGAUGCUGCUGGGCAAGCUGGAGCAGACGCGCGAGGUCAUCCAGAAGGUGAACGCGCAGUUUAAGGACCCGGAGCGCACCACGUUCGUGUGCGUGUGCAUCCCCGAGUUCCUGUCGCUUUACGAGACGGAGCGCCUUGUGCAGGAGCUCACCAAGUACGAGAUCGACGUGCACAAUGUGGUCGUGAACCAGGUGCUGUACCCGGAGGAGGGAUCAACGUGCAAGAGCUGCGGUGCCCGCCAAAAGAUGCAGCAGAAGUACAUCGACCAGAUCUACGACCUGUACGAGGACUUCCACGUCGUGGAAAUGCCGCUGCUGACCGAGGAGGUGCGCGGCGUGCCGUCGCUUAAGGCCUUCUCCGAGAACCUGCUGGCACCGUAUGAGCCCAACCAGUAA